AUGGCAACGAAGGCUAUUGAAGAAGCGUUUCAACGGCACCCAAGGCCCCAAGUACCAACAAAAGCAGCACUACUGCAAAAAGCUCUCGAAAAGAGUCAGCAAAUCUCUACAGCUCACCGAGAAAUUCACGACAGCCCAUGGAAAACGUUAGUACGACAAGGAAACUUAGUGCAAGGGAAGUAUGUGUGGUCUAUCUGCGUUUACAAGAGCCAGUUGGUUCUGGUUAAGGAGAUGACCAUUCAGGCCGGUCGAGACGAGCUCGAGAAGAUGAAGAAACUGUCAGACCAUCCCCAUGUUUCAACUAUCAGACAGGCUUUCGAAACCGAGUCCUCGUUGUUCCUCCAGUUAGAGUAUUCUCGAUACACACUUGAAGAAGUUCUUAACGUUCACACACGCCUCGAAGAGCCGCAUAUUCCCAACUUUGAAGAGUCCAUACAGGUGACAACUGAGAGCACGCCUAACCGUGACCUAGAGUGUCUAGGGAUAGUAGUGCUCCAAUGUAUGAACGGUACACCAAAGAAAGAACUACGGGAUCUGGUAGAGAUACGUCGUCUGCGAGAAUCUAAUAAGACAUUUGGUCUAGACAACGGAGGGAAGUGGAGUGGCUAUAAAUUGCUUGUCGACUUUCUCGAUAAUAUGUUUAACACGAAUGUACCCGCAAGUGCUAAACUUGAGAAGCCUAUUACGCAUCAUAUCAUGGCAAACACACAAUCCUCCGAACCGAUUGCUCAAGAUCAGGCUUGGGAUGAAAUUUUCAACUUUGACCCAACGACAAGCCCGUUCUUACCUCAUCUCACGACCGACGAUCAUGGUUUCGAUGUCAACUUGGAUAUCUUCUCUGAACAACCUCUAUUCCUCCCUACAAACUAUCUCCCACAGCCAAAUUACUAUCUCGAACAAACGAUACCACAAGAUCAGCUCCACGAUGCGCUACCCCACGAACAGACUCCUAUCUACCAUAAUCCGAGCGGUGUUACACAAGAGGCUACUUUUGAUGGAAUUCGCAAAGAUCUUGACAAGGUCUUUAUUUCUAUCUGGCAGCUGCAGAGUGAUUAUCAGAUGAGAAUCGAAAAGCUCGACCAAGAGGUCGCACAAGCAGCAAACGCAGCCCAGAGCCUACGUGCAGAUGUGGAUGCUCUCAGCGGUUGGUUACAACAAGUGAUCAGCUUUUUGAAUAGUAUGAGCGCCCCGUCGGAGUUAGCUUGCCCAGAAGAGGGGGAAGUCCCAAAACAGCCCAAGAUCGAAAAUCAGGAUCAGAUGGAGUAA
Molecule: messenger RNA, 1266 nt
Organism: Pyrenophora tritici-repentis Pt-1C-BFP
Lineage: Eukaryota; Fungi; Ascomycota; Dothideomycetes; Pleosporales; Pleosporaceae
Source: RefSeq, a predicted model, not a curated record